GCUCCGCCACACUGCUCCUACCACCGCGACCUCGAAAGGACUACGUACCACAGGUUGUCGUGAGUGCCCAUCAUGUCGUGGUGGGUGUGGUGCGCCGCCGCCGCGCUCUGCGCCUGCGCGGUCGCUGAAGAAAAACGCGCCGAGAUGUCUCCCCUCCCGUUCGUCCUUGGAUCACGCUAUGGCCGCUCACCGGGCCCGGCCGGCGCGCCGCGUCUCCUCGCCCCGAGAAAUGAUAGGUUCUUCAUGGGCAGCCGCUACGGCAAGCGGUCGGAGCCGGACAACGUAGGGCCAGGCACGACACACGUGCGUCCGCUGCUCUGCGAGUACACGGGGGUCCCGCAGCUGUACCGCUGCGAGCGGGCGCCGCCUCUAGACACGAGGAGAGGCUCCGACGAAGGCGUAGAAGACUAAUCCCCCUGCCGACCCCGCUCCCCGCACCUCACGCCACCAUUCGGCUGGCUGACUCUUACAUGUCAGAACGAAUCAUCGCACUCUCUCACACAACUGAACGCAUCAAAUGAGCCCAUACAACAUACAUCAUACACUUUGGGGUUACUAGUGGCAUGCCGGACAACUCAAACUUUACCUUAAGUAAUUACAGUGCACCAUCGUGCAUUUUACAAGCUUGGUGGCUCAUGAGUGGAAGUUGACCCAAGAUGUUACGUGGGUAAAUCAGUCAGAUGGUGGCGGAAUCAUGCGACUGGUGGCUCCUGGAGUGAUCUGCGCUAGGAUAGUUAAUAUUAGAUAAUAACCUUUUCAAAACCCAAUCCCUGGUGUUGCAAACCGCUCGCUUUCUCAAGUUAAAAAAAAGUAUAAAAUGUGAAGUAAUCUUUAUACCGAUUAUAACUAUUAUAUAAACUAAAUACUACAAGUUUCUACAUUUGUAUGUGGCAUUAAAAAUGUAGUCAUGUAAAAUUGUAGACGUUCACCAAAAGGUCAUAUAAAUAUAUUAACAAUAAUUAUAACGUUCUAUUUAAUAUGUUACUCGUGCUGCAUUUUAAUUUAAAAAUUCCGAGACGUCAACUUGACACCCGUGGUGCACAUACUUACAUGUUGGUGCACACGAGACGAACUGUUAUUAAUUUAACAGUUUUACAGUUAGAAUGGAAGUAGUUGUAUUUAAGAGUAAGUGAGCGCUCGUGCGGGGGCGAAGGCUGGGCGCUCCCGGCGGCUGCGGCGGGGGUUGGGGGUUAAAGGGGUGGGUCCAUGGUUGGUUGCUGUUGUCUUACUGUUGAACUGCAUGUUUACUGUGGUUUUUAACUAACUGGAUUUUCUAAAACUAUUAUGAAUGACUAGAUGUAGUAGGUAAAAUCGCAAUAUGUAUGCCGCAAACUUUGUAAUGCGCCUUCGAUGAAAAAAUAUUAAAUAUUUUAUUUAAUGUAUUUAAAGUAUCUUAAAUUUUAAGAUACUUUCUAACAAAUAUUCGAAACAUAUACCAAGACUAGAAUCUCGCUUCGCUCGGUCUGAAAUAUACAUGAACAUUAUUUAUAUAAGCAAGAAGUGACCAACGCAUGGUAUGUUAACAUUAACUCUAAGUAUUAUUAGGUUAAUUAUAAGUAUGAUGUUAGAUACUUGUUAUUAUAAAUAAUACGGGCGGGCGCCGCGGCCAUCGUCUCUCCUUGUUUCGCAAUAUGACUUGUAUAUGUUGACUCUGUCGAUGGCCCGGCGCGCGUCCGCCGACGGGUCGCAGCCUCGACGUUGCGGCAGCGACGCGCCGGCCGCCCAAUGGAAGGACUCUGCAAAUAUUUAAAUAAACCGGAAUCAAACCGUA
Messenger RNA from Cydia pomonella (codling moth), 1771 nucleotides. Its product is annotated as RYamide neuropeptides-like. Bases 73 to 411 code for a protein of 112 amino acids. The transcript is spliced from 5 exons. The record is from RefSeq and is a predicted model, not a curated record. NCBI's taxonomy places the organism in Eukaryota, Metazoa, Arthropoda, Insecta, Lepidoptera, Tortricidae.